Molecule: messenger RNA, 1305 nt
Organism: Eutrema salsugineum
Lineage: Eukaryota; Viridiplantae; Streptophyta; Magnoliopsida; Brassicales; Brassicaceae
Exons: 2
Coding region: 1-1305 (434 amino acids)
Source: RefSeq, a predicted model, not a curated record
AUGGACAAGGGUAUGUGCAGAAUCGAAGCUUCAACAACUUCCAAAAACCACCCAAAUUUAUCCUACAGAAGCAACAAUGUUGAGAACCCUCAAGAUCAGGUCUAUCCGCAGCAAGGAGUGCAGAAUCAGUCAGGAUUUCAGAAGAACUUCUCCAGCAACUUCCAAGGAAAGCAGUUCAUCACCAAUCAAAAUCGAUUUCAUGGUGGAAAUCAGCAGAAGUUGCCUUUCACAAGUCUACAGCCUUCUUCGAGUUCCUUAAAUAACUCGCAGGAUGAGCUGAAAAACUUGAUGCAACAGCUGCUGGUUAAUCAGCAAAAGUCUUCCAUGGAGAUGAAUGCCAAAAUGGACACCAUGUACAACGACUUGAAUGGCAAGUAUGAAGCAGUGUGGACUCAUGUGAAGAAGCUGGAUGUUCAGACUCUACAUUCUGCACCAACAAGCUCUGUCUCAGAAAAGAGGAUGGAAAAGGACGUGGAGCACCUGCUCCAAGAAAAGGAACCAGCUCAUGACGUAAAAAAGACAAAGGAGCACUCUUCCCCCAUCGGAGCACCUGCUCCAAAUUUGGGAGCACCUGCUCCAGACGUAGAUUUGACGAUGGAGCACCCUGAGCCAACGAGGGAGCACCUGCUUCAGCCACCUGCUCCAGCAAACAUUCCUGCAAGAGUUUACACGCCUAAGGUACCUUACCCAGUACCACCAAAGAAGUCUCGCAAGGAUUUAAAGGAGGCAAAGUGCAGGGAGAUGCUGAAGGACUUGACUGUAAAACUCCCUCUAGCUGAUGCUGUUCAGAUGAUACCAGCCCUUAAAAGAUACAUGAAGGGGUUAGUGUCUGGGAAAGCUGUUGAGGAAGAAAGUGUCAUGAUGGUUUCGAAGGAGUGCAGUGCUGUGCUUCAGAACAAAGUGCUGAAGAAGAGAAGUGAUCCAGGAAGGUUUGUUUUCUCAGUCAGGAUUGGGAAUGUGCUGUUUGCAAGGUCUCUAUGCGAUCUGGGUUCAAGUGUGAAUCUGAUGCCUUAUUCUGUAGGCAAGCGAUUGGGUUACACCAGAUUCAAAUCGACGAAAAUCUCAUUGGUGCUCGCUGAUAGAUCAACCAAAUUCUCUGUUGGUAUACUUGAGGAUCUGCAUGUUCAGAUAGGCGAUACACUCAUUCCAGCAGAUUUUGUGGUUCUGGAGGUCGAUGAAGAACCCAAGGAUCCUUUGAUAUUGGGUCGAUCCUUCUUAUGCACAGCUGGUGCAAUCAUAGAUGUGAAAGGAGGAGUGAUAGAUCUCCAGCUGGGAGAUAUGUCGGUGCGAUUUGAGAUGAAUUAG